UUUGUCCGCCGGCCGAGCCCCGAUGGCGCCGGAGCGCAGCGCGGAGGGUCCCCCGCGGGCUUUCCUGCAGAGCCUCCGCCCGCUCUACGACAUCCUGGACGAGCGGCGCCGGGGCUACGUGCACCUGCGGGAGAUCGAGUCGCGCUGGCUGCAGCCGGGCGGGGAAGCGGGGCCGCUGCCGCCGGGGGUGCUGGAGGGGCUGCGCCGGGCGGCUCCGGCCAGCGGCUACCUCACCUUCGAGCGCUUCGUGCUGGGGCUCCGGCUGUCGCUCCUGGGCCCCGAGCAGCCCUCCGGAGGGAAAGCGGCGGCCCCAGCGCCCGGGCCCCCCGCCGACCCGCCCCUGACAUGCGGCGGCGCCCCGCGGAGCCUGGAGCGGAGCAGCCACGGCGGGCAGGCGGAGCAGCAGCUGCAGGGCAAGAGAGCCGCGGGAGAGGCCGAUGGGAGCCGGAAGCCGAGGGAGCAGCUGGGAAACAAGGGUCCCUGCAAGGAGCCCCGGAGGCAGCUGAGCCUUCGAGGGGAACGGCGGAGACACACUAUCACCCACGGAGUGGACUACGAGAUGCUGAAGCAGAUGAAGGAGCUGGAGAAGGAGAAGGACUUCCUGCUGCAGGGGCUGGAGCUGGUCGAAGAGGUCCGGAGCUGGUACCACCAGCAGCUCCAUCGCCUGCAGGGGCACCAGAAGCAGCUGGCACGAAGCAAAGGUCGCCAGGAAGACGAAAGUCUGGCGCAGCUCAACCAUCUCUUCCCCCAAGUACAGAAGCUGAACCAGUGCCUCUGGCAGCUGCUCUCCCUCUCGGCCAAACCUGGGAGCUCAAGCCCCACCGCCUCGCACAGCCCGCCUGCCACUCUGCUGGGCCCCUCCCCAUCUGUAGGGCCACAACAGACCAUCAACAUGCUGAAAGAACAGAACAGGCUCCUCACCAAGGAGGUGACGGACAAAGGCCACCGGAUCACCCAGCUGGAGCAGGAGAAGUCGGCCCUCAUCAAGCAGCUCUUUGGAGCCCGGGCAGAAAGUACCAAGGACAGCAACCAGCUGGAUUCCACCUUCAUUUAGCCUCUGGACACCAAUUGCCUCUUUCUGGGGCAUCCCCUCCCCCAGAGACUGGACAUCUCCCAUGGGGGGAGGUGAGGGGGCGGCUGCAGAAGAACCGGGGCCCUAUCCACC
Messenger RNA from Pantherophis guttatus, 1165 nucleotides. RefSeq names its product suppressor APC domain containing 2 (gene SAPCD2). The record is from RefSeq and is a predicted model, not a curated record. Lineage: Eukaryota; Metazoa; Chordata; Lepidosauria; Squamata; Colubridae.